UCUAAGUUCUAGGGGACUGAUGACCAUAGAUGUUAAGUCCCAUAGUGCUCAGAGCCAUUUGAACCAUUUUUUUCUUUCUCGUACCCAAGUGAAUGAAAUUUUAAAAAGAUCGGGAAGAUGGAGAUAGAUUGCUUCCAGUAACAAGUGAAUAUGGCUACUUGGUCGAAGGCAGCAUUAACAUUAGUUUUUUACAUUCCUAUUGAAUCAAAUGUUCCACUAUGUUACGUAUUCAGAAGUCUGUUAUAAGCCAACUCACACAAACCUUAGAUAUAACCAUUUUCUUCACUUUGCGGUCAUAAGAAAGUUCCAAAUAUUGGUGCAGUCAUUGUUGAAAUUGCCUUUACAAGGAAACGUGUAAAAGUUGGAUUGGGCAUUUCUCUGUAUACCCUCUGUAACAUUGUUUGUUGCAUUAGUAAGUAUCAAACAACUAAAAGAUAAAAAAAAUUCUAUUUCAGCUGCUUUUAAGAUAAUCAAAUCUUGGCUGCCAGCAAAAGCAGUUCAAAGUAUGAAAACGGUAAACAAAGCAUCAUUGAAGGAUGUUGUUCCACAAGAAUGUACCCUGAAAGCUUGGGGUGGCAUAGAUGAUUAUGAAUUUGUCUUUGUACCUGAGCAAAGGUCUCAACCACAUGAGAAGACAGAUGAAAAUAAAAAGAAGGUGCAUUUUGCUGAUGGUUCCCCCACAAAUGAAACGUUUUUAAGUGUUGGGGAUACACAGCAGAGGGCAGACACUGCAAUAAGUUCUGCCCUUGUCAUAUCACCAGCAGAUACCAUAAAUUUUGCUUUUGAUGGAACAGAAUUGACAGGAAGUAUAACUUUAAUGAAUACUGACGAAGGAAUUAUAUCAUAUAAGGUAAAAACUACAUCACCUGAAAAAUUCAGAGUACGACCAAGUACUGGUACUUUGAUGCCUUCUGCUUCUGUGUCCAUCAGUAUCACAUUACAGCCUGGUUACCAAGCACAAGGAUUGUCAAGAGAGAAAUUUCUUAUUAUGAGUCUGCCGGUUGAGUCUGGUAACAUGAGUCCAACGGAAUUGGCUGAUCUGUGGAGGCAAGCUGCAGGAAAACCAGUGUGUCAGCACAGAUUAAAAUGCCACAUUCCAUCUUCAAGCGACUCCUCUGCUCGGAAUGGCUCUGCACUUACAUCAAAUACAAUGGAUAUUGAUCAGCAAGUAAAACAAUUCUCAUCAAGUGUAUCUCAUCUGAGUGAGAGCCAGUUAAAGCUGUAUGCCGAGGUAAAGUUCCUGAAAAAAUUACAUAUUCUAUUGGUAAUUAUGGUGUUAUUUUUUGGAACACUUAUUACAUACCUUCUAACCCUUGAAAAACAAUAUGGGGGUCAGCACUGUUACAAACAGUAGAGUCUAAAAGUGUAAGGGUGUGUGUGUGUGUGUGUGUGUGUGUGUGUGUGUGUGUGUGUGUGUGUGUGUUUGUUUCACACAGUAAAAGUGAUUUGCCUCUGUAAAAAGAAAGAUAUUUACCUGUGUAAAAAUUUAAAUCUUUCACCAGUAUUUUUAUAAGCAGUUAGUAUUUGCUGUUUUCUCUAUUUUUAUGUGAAGUUUGUAUACCUGUGCUUCCAGUAUUGUCAUUUUUCAGAGAAAAUGUGAUUAGAAAAAAUGUAUCUAGUCAGCUCUGCCUCUCAAUAUCUCAGGCUAAUGUCAAAAUAAUAUAUUUAUAUCUUCAUUUUUAUAUUGUACAAAAUAUGAAAUGGGCACAAAUAUUUUAAGAAAAGAUCAAGCCCAGAAAAGGUGAUCAUUGUGAUGAUUUACUUUUCUUUUAGUAAUCUUAUUCCAUAGUGUUGCAGGAACUUCCUGACACAGCUCACAUUUGUAAUAAUGUGUUUUUUUUAUACAUUUUGUUUUUGCUGCAGCAGCAUGUCCAUGAUAAUUUUGUUAAACUGCAUUUAAUAUUUCUAACAAAAACAGUCUUACUUAUACUAAAGUUUUAAAAGUAUGUGAAGACUGAAUUUUUUAAUUUCUGUUUAUCUCUAAUGGUACAUUUAAGAUAAUUGCAAAAAUUUUUAAUACCAAUAUAAACAUGUUACACUCUAUGUAAAAUAUAAAAAAAGAGAGGAAAAUAUUUGGAUUAUAUGUAGCACUGAUUUUGUGUAUUGGACAUAAAAUUUUGAGUUAAAAAUAUUUUGUUUUUCAAUAUUUAAAAUGUUUAUUGAGAAUAGAUUUUUGAAGUUUUGAACUGACAGCUGGUCCAAAUAGAACAUUCGUGCCAUAUUUUUCCCUUUCUUAUUCUAUCACAAAAAAGUAAAUAUGAUUAUAGUUUUGUAUGCAUUAUAAUUUGUAGGAAACAUUCUGGAGAAUGAAUGCUGUGAUGUUAGACCACAUCUGCAACAAAAACAUAAGACAGGAAAAAGGUUAGAAAAUAUCAGUGUCAAGACAGUAUUAUUUAAUGAUCACACUGUCCGCCUGCAUUUGAAAAGUGUAGUUAUACUGACCUUUACAAAUCAUCUUCAUGCUAAUACUUCUUACUUAAACUGGAUUACCUUGCCACUAACAAUAUGGAGAGGAACAGAAGUUACACCUGGCACAUUCAAAAUAUGCUCAUAUGUACAGAAUUGAUAGUGCAUUGUUUCUA
This is a messenger RNA of Schistocerca piceifrons (Central American locust), 2582 nucleotides long. Its product is annotated as motile sperm domain-containing protein 2-like. The record is from RefSeq and is a predicted model, not a curated record. Bases 506 to 1354 code for a protein of 282 amino acids. Lineage: Eukaryota; Metazoa; Arthropoda; Insecta; Orthoptera; Acrididae. The transcript is spliced from 6 exons.